This is a messenger RNA of Macrobrachium nipponense, 4995 nucleotides long. RefSeq names its product alpha-2A adrenergic receptor-like (gene Octalpha2R). The record is from RefSeq and is a predicted model, not a curated record. Gene Ontology annotation, molecular function: G protein-coupled receptor activity. Bases 230 to 2020 code for a protein of 596 amino acids. Gene Ontology annotation, cellular component: plasma membrane. Gene Ontology annotation, biological process: adenylate cyclase-activating adrenergic receptor signaling pathway. NCBI's taxonomy places the organism in Eukaryota, Metazoa, Arthropoda, Malacostraca, Decapoda, Palaemonidae. The transcript has 2 exons.
AAAGAAGAUAUUCCCCCCCCCCCCCCCCGAAAAAUAGAAGAUAAUUUUCCUAUCCUCUGCUUCUCAAUUUUCCCUUUCAUUGGAGGAAUGUCCUUAAGUUCAAUCAAUACAUUGGAGAAGACGAAAUAAAAGGAGCCUGCCGGAGAACUACGAAAUCCGACGACGCUGUUUUUCCCCUCUCACGAUAUUUUCUCUGGAUUUAUCCUGUGUGAGAGAUCUGACAGUCGCCAUGGAGGAGCUGACAGUCAACCUGACAGCUGGAGUUGAGGACUUGUCCACCUUCCGGGAUUAUGCCGACACUCUGGAACAAAGUCUGGAAGGCUUCGAUGAUAAUGGAUCAUUAGUCUUCCCGAACGACACGUUCAAUGGCACCAACUUCGUGUACCCCUGGGGGAAAUCCAUGUACCCCUCUGGAUAUACCACUUUCGAAAUCGUUAUCAUCACUGUUAUCAUAACCGUAGCUAUGAUAGUCGUGGUCGUAGGCAACAUGUUGGUUAUUAUUGCGAUUGCCACAGAAAAGGCUCUCAAGAACAUCACGAACUGGUUCAUCGCCUCGUUGGCGGUAUCAGAUUUCCUGCUGGGGCUCAUUAUCAUGCCCUUCAGCUUAGCGAAUCUCCUGAUGGGGUACUGGAUGUUCGGGAACCUGUGGUGCGAACUCCACGCGGCCAUCGACGUUCUCCUGUCGACGGCGUCCAUCAACAACAUCUGCCUCAUCUCCUUGGAUCGGUACUGGAGUAUCACCCACGCCGUCGCCUACCUGAAGAAGCGGACGCCGGAGAGAGCGGCGAUUAUGAUAGUCGCCGUCUGGUUAUUCUCGGGGCUGGUUUCCAUUCCGCCCCUCCUGGGCUGGAAGGAGACUCGAGCCCCUGAAGAGUUCCCCACUUGUACGGUCUCCGAUGACCUGGGGUACGUCAUCUACUCGGCCCUCGGGAGCUUCUACAUUCCGAGCUGCAUCAUGAUCUUCGUCUACAUUCGCAUAUACUACGCUGCAAAAGCCAGGGCGCGGAGGGGCGUCCCGAAGAAGAAACCCACUCCCGCGGGGGGCGCGGGAAAUCGCCCCGCUCCGACGUCUAAACCUGCGAACAAACCUAGUGGUAAUACGACUAAUACUACCGCUCCUACCAGCGUCGCCCAAAACACAACCACCACCACUAGCUUCAGUAAAGCCCCGCCCGCUCCCAAGGCCGCCCUCGGAAGCGACGACUCUCGAAACGGCGCGGCAACGGAGCGGACGGGUUUGCUCAACAAGAAAGUGCUCAUCUGCGACGUUCGGGUGCACGAGGAAGAGCCGGGCUCGAGGUCGGACACUCCGACGAUGAACCCGGACGACGAGACGCCGUUGCGCACCGUCAGCCAGCAGGUCGACGCCGACCACAGGAACCACAGCAUCAAGAGCGAGAACGGCCUCUACCUGGGCCCGAUGGGGCCCGGCAAUCCGGACCUGACGAUCGGUCUGCCAACGCCGUCGGCGCCGCCGACGCCCAUGCGGGAGCCGAAUGGGGGCAACAUGGCCAUCACGGUGGCCUCCCCCGCGAACUCCCUGAGAAGGGGCGUGCCCGCGAACUCGAUGGACGGCGACCAGAUGAGCGACAUCGAUCCGUCGUCGUCUGAUUCGGGGGUCGUGACGAGAUGUUCGGUGGUGAAACCCUUGAGGUUGCGCUUCUGCCAUCCGCUACUGGGCAAGAAACUGACGAAGCCCAAGAGGGAGCUCAUCGACAUGGGUCGCGUGUCGACGCCCAAGGCCUUGGAGCCGGAGAAAGAGAAGAGGAGACUGGCCCGCAAGAAGGAAAAGCGGGCCACCCUCAUUCUGGGGUUGAUCAUGGGGUCCUUCAUCGCUUGUUGGUUCCCCUUCUUUUUCAUGUACAUCCUGGGGCCGCUGUGUCCGGCCUGUCACAUUCCCGUGUACGCCUUCGACCUGGCGUUCUGGCUCGGGUACAUGAACUCCGCCUUUAACCCAGUCAUUUACACGAUCUUCAACAAGGAUUUCAGGCGGGCAUUUCGGAAGAUUCUCUUCAAGUAGACGCUUCAUUUCCGUGGAAAAAACUGUUCGUUUCUCUGAAAUUUUGCUCAUUCUCGUUAGACAAAGAGGCCGUCGGAUGUCACCCGAAAACGAAAGGGGACUCCCCACACUGUCUUUGGCGGCAGAGAGUGAUCACUUCCUGAAAGAGUUGAAUACAUUAGAAAAAAAUGACGAAAGAAUUUUUUCGCGUUGUUAUUUACGAUAUAUUUUUUAUUUACCGUGUGAUGUUAACCUUUAGUUUCACAGUUCUCCGCAAAGAUGAAAAUGUCUAUAUAUAUUUUCGUCACAAAUAAUAAUAAACGGGAUGUGGACCAACGAGUAAAUUAUGGGAUCAAUCAGUGUGCUUUUAGAAGAAGAAAAUAUUUGUAAAGCGUGAGAAACAGAGUGAAUGUUGGCCUCUCUCUCUCUCUCUCUCCUCUCUCUCUCUCUGUCUCUCCUGAGGAAGUACCUGAAAGACCUUGAGGCUUCUCUCUUAGGACGCGUGAGAGCGUGUAAGGGGGUAUGAGAUGACGUAACUUCUCCUGAAGGAGGAGUUACCGCUGGAAACGAAGGUGCAAGAAUUGACGAAAUCGUGGAGGAAAGAAGAAGAAGGAUUACGUACACAUUGCGCUUUGAACCACAUACGUCUUUAUCAUUUAUUGUAUAAACUUCCUAAGUGUUGUCGAAUAUUAUAGUGAAAUAGCUUUACAGAGUUAAAGAUAAAUGCAGUGUUACCGCCGUUUUGUGCAUGGCGAUGCAUUAUUAUAAAUAUUAUAAAUAUAAAUAUACAUAUAUAUGAAUAUAUAUGGAUAUGAUAGGUAACAAUUUUAUUUGGUGAUUAUUGCAUUCUUUACGAAAGUGGUCAGAACAAACGAGAGUUGUCAGAACGAAGUAAGACGAUGUCAGAUCGUUGGUGCAGCUGCGUCUUUGUUUUGUCGGUUUCCUCAUCCUCUCAUUUCGUCUAUAAUUUUUUAAAUUUUUUUCUUUUUUAUCAGUCCCUUCAGUUGUCCGUCGAAAGCAUCACCAACGAAACAAAACUGUAAAGGGAAAGGGAAAGGAAGGAAUUUGAUGUUGGAAACAUCGUCUUCGUCAUCUUGAAUUUGUACAUUAUACUAUUUUGGUUUCUACCUUUCCUACCCCCUACCCCCCUUCUCACCUUACCCCAGCCCGCAGAGGAUAGACUGUUGAUAGGUUGGUCAAGGUUUGAUUAGUUGAUUAUUUAUUUUUGAGUAGCUGUGUAGAUCUCUGCAAUAAAAAAGAAAAAAAUAAACCGAAUCGUGGUGAGAUUCGUUCCUUAGCGUUUUCAUCGUGCAAAAAGAAAUGCACCCUUGAGUCUCUGCUGGAGAGAAAAAAUAGCAGUAACAAAGCAACGUUCGCUCCGUGACUAACCUCCAGCUCAGCACUCAGGUUUAGUACUCUUUUUAGUGGUUGCUGUGUAAUCAAGUUAUAUCUCUAGUGUUCAAAUUGUACAACUUGUAGUUGGCAAUGUGACCCGUAGUUCGACACACACACACACUACAAGACUCUCCAGUCGUCGAGGAAAAACCAUCGUCUCGCGAGACUACGUACUACACAGAAGGCCAUGAAUAUUUUUGUAUUGGUGACCCUCUUUUGAGAUCUUUUCUACUAAGUUUUUUGAGUACCUUCUUUUUCCCCAAGGACAUUGUUUGAUCGCAUAAUCGUUUCCAAAUAGUCACAGGAACUGUUUUUAUAACUUUGAUUUCUACUUGAAGCCAAGUCGAACGUUUCCUUGCUUUCGAACAUUUUAAUAACCAAGUACAAUAUCCUGUUGAAGUGAUUCGUAGUCUUCUCGUUCAUGAAAUGGUUCAUAUAUAUCCGCUGGGUCGUCGGACAUAGUCCUCUGGUAGUAGAGAAUGCCAGCAACUCUUGAAUUCAUCGUAUUCCUUUUGCGUCUCCGUAAGAAUGAUGAUGAGAUUAUCCAUAAAGCCAUUGCAGUGUGUAUUUAAUUCCAAGAGUUCACCAAAGGAGGAAUGACGAAUUGCCUUAGAUAGUUACUGUUUAGACGUUAGUACGAGACUUGCAGUCAAAUACGCAACUGGCGCCGCUCUUUUCAAUGAGUCCAGUUUAACGUGUUCUUGUUUUUGACGACUUCGUUCAACCCUCGGGCGGCUGCCUGCGCGCGCAUGCGCAAGCACCUUGACGGUCACCGAUGGGGUUCUACUAUUCAAAUGACGCUUAAAUAAACGGCUCCUCUCGAGCCGGAACUAUAAUUUUUAAAUGGUUUUAGCACUUGAGUGUAUGCGCGUGUGUAAUACGUCAGAGAUGCAUCAUCCGUGCAUCUGGGUAUAAAAGCGUUAACGCGUGCAUGCGUUUGCUAGACUCAUCGCCACUCACGGUUCAUUCAUAAGGCACCUCUCGAAAACAUAUGCGCAUCGCCAUCGACUCCAUCAUCACCGAGAUCACCGCUAUCAUCAUCAUUAUCAUUGCCAUCGAUUCGAUUCGAUCACGGUCAUCAUCAUCCACCAUCAGAAUCAUAGACCAUUCGCCAUCAACGGAGAACACCAUCGUAUUAUCACCGAUCCCAUUAUUAGUACCAUUAUUAUCAGCAGCACCGAAUGGAAAGGCGCUAAAAGGAUGUGAGUGUCAUUGCCACGUCUUGAGAUACAACUCCCUCGUAUUAUAUAAAUCCUUAUAUAUAUAUCAUCACUGCCUUUACUACUGUCGUUAGAGCAGACAUAACAUUUAUUACGGCCAUCAUGGCUAACGAUGAAAAGGCUAUCUAUGUUUGGCACCGGGAAUCGGGUCAUGCUUUUAUCUCUUUAUUACAAGUUCGGUUCGUAUUUGCAUUCCGGCUUAUUCUUAACCGCGUUCUGGCCCUGUUUUGGCUUCCAUUUAGGUUGAGUCACGCUACGGUCUGCUACGUAUCGCUUCUUUGUUAGUUUUUUUGUGAUAUCUUGAUAUCUGAAGCAAGUUAUAAACUAAUGGCUUAAAGGAAUGCAUUUGAAAACGAAUAGCGAACGUUAUUUACGAGUCUG